AUGGCCCCUUCAACUGGGCACAAGCCCUCAGAUGAAAACACACCCCUCCUUGCCGCUGACCCACUGCCCAUCUAUGAAGAGGCUCUGAUAGCAGAAGAAAGCAUUGGGGAUGGAAACGGAAUUGGCGUGCUCAAGUCCAAUGGCGAAGGUGAUGGUGGUGAGGAGGAAGAUAAACCAUUACCGAAGCUACAGAUUUUCUUGCUGUGCUUCGCACGCUUGAUCGAACCAAUUGCUUUCUUUGGCAUUUUUCCCUUCCUACCAAAGAUGAUCGAGGAGACGGGCAAUUUAGAUGAAGAGGAUAUUGGAUUUUAUUCAGGAUUCAUUGAAUCAGCAUUCUCUUUCACGCAAAUGCUGCUCAUGAUCCAAUGGGGCCGAGCCUCGGACCGUGUCGGUCGAAAACCUGUGCUCGUGUUUUCAUUGACAGGAGUGGCGAUCGCGACGGCUAUUUUUGGACUUAGUAAGAGGAUAUGGCAGAUGGUGUUAUUUAGAUGCUGUGCUGGGGUCUUUGCAGGGACGAUUGUGACCGUAAGGACGAUGCUGUCCGAAAACAGCACGGCGAACACACAGGCCAGAGCGUUUAGUUUCUUUGCUUUUAGUGGAAAUCUAGGCAUUUUUCUAGGUCCUUUGAUCGGUGGUGUUUUUUCUACACCUGCGGAGCAAUGGCCCAGGAUAUUUGGAUCCUUUCAAUUUUUGAAAGAUUAUCCCUAUGCUUUGCCCACCUUUAUCACCGGUACAAUUGGGGCCGGUGCUGCUAUCAGUUGCGCGAUCUUGAUUAAAGAGACACUCAAACGGAAAGACAAGGAUCAUCCAACCGUGAAACCCCCAAUGAGUACACUUGAGAUCAUCAAAUCCCCUGGAGUAGGCAUCGUCCUUGCCAUCUAUUGCCACGUAAUGGCUCUCGGUCUAGCCUAUACCGCCAUAACACCCGUCUUCUGGUUCACCAGUGUCCAAAGGGGCGGUUACGGCUUCACUCCUCUCCAAAAUGCCGCUUUCAUAGCCGGAAUCGGCGUCUCACAAGCCAUCUGGCUACUCUUCGUCUUCCCGCCACUCCAACACAAAAUCGGCACGGGCGGUAUUCUGAGAUUAUGUCUUUACGUGUGGCCCAUUUUCUUCACAUCAGCUCCUAUCUGCAAUGCCUUUUUGAGAAAGGGCUGGACGACAGCAUUUUGGGUCGUCGCGCCAGUUGUGCAGAUAGGAGGGAGUGGCGUUGCUAUGGCUUUCACCGGGGUGCAGCUUGCAUUGAAUGACAUCGCUCCUUCUCAGCAAAGUCUCGGGACACUCAACGCAAUAGCCCUUACUAUGACGAGCGCUAUUCGUACCGUUGGUCCAGCUGCGUUUACGAGUCUUUUUGCUGCGGGGGCUAAAACACAGUUCUUCCAUGGCUAUCUUGUCUGGGUGGUGCUGGUGCUGGUCGGGCUCCUGGGUCUGAUACCCCUGGCGUAUCUGCCAGAGAAAGUGGAAGAUCAGUCGAAGAAGAGAGUGCAGGAAAGCGAAGAUGAAGAUUAA
Messenger RNA from Lachnellula hyalina, 1506 nucleotides. RefSeq names its product Efflux pump (gene azaK). The record is from RefSeq and is a predicted model, not a curated record. Gene Ontology annotation, biological process: transmembrane transport. The transcript has 7 exons. Bases 1 to 1506 code for a protein of 501 amino acids. Gene Ontology annotation, molecular function: transmembrane transporter activity. Lineage: Eukaryota; Fungi; Ascomycota; Leotiomycetes; Helotiales; Lachnaceae.